Mytilus trossulus (common blue mussel) is the source of this 1054-nucleotide messenger RNA. RefSeq names its product poly(3-hydroxybutyrate) depolymerase-like. Bases 28 to 1035 code for a protein of 335 amino acids. Gene Ontology annotation, cellular component: extracellular region. The transcript is spliced from 10 exons. Lineage: Eukaryota; Metazoa; Mollusca; Bivalvia; Mytilida; Mytilidae. Gene Ontology annotation, molecular function: hydrolase activity. The record is from RefSeq and is a predicted model, not a curated record.
CAAAUUAAAGGUUGCCAACUUUUCAAAAUGGUGAAACUAAAAUUAUUCAUUCUAAUUUUAAUUCUCCAAGCCUUGUCAACUAUCGAAGGAAAGGCUGAAAGAUUGGAGUCAUAUAAUGUUGAUCAGAACAAGGUAUCUAUAUCUGGAAUAUCGUCUGGUGCUGCCAUGGCAACACAGAUGCACGUGAUUCAUUCUGCUGACUUUAUGGGUGUUGGCAUCAUCGCUGGAGUUCCAUUUGCUUGCUCUGGUGGAAACUUGGUAGGUGCAACAACUUGCAUGCAAACACCUAGCUUGGAAUCUGUAAGUUCAUUUGAACUUUUGACUUCUUCUGGAGCAUUGUUUGGGAAUGUUGAUUCUACAUACCACAUGAGACAUGAUAAGGUGUACAUCUUUGCAGGUCAAUCAGACUCAGUUGUAAAACCCGGAAAUGGACCAAACAUACAACGAUAUUACAACCAUUACACGUUACAUUCUAAUGUGAAAACAGUAUUCAAUAUAAAUGCAGAACAUUGUCAGCCGACUGACAAUUAUGGAGGUACCUGUAACGUUCUAUCAAAAAGCAAUUAUCUGAACAACUGUGGAUAUAAUGCUGCUUUUGAACUUCUUAACUGGAUAUAUGGAGAUCUAAAGAUACCACAGGCAGGGAAACCCUUAACUGGACAGUUGAAGACAUUUGACCAAUCCACAUUUUUCCAUCUAUCCGUUCCUAUAACAUACAGUUUUGACAAUACUGGAUAUGUUUAUGUUCCUUCUGGUUGUGUAGACAAACAAACAAAAUGCAAGCUUCACAUUGCACUUCAUGGAUGUCAACAAGGAAGACAUUUUAUAAAUGACGAAUAUGUGAAGCACGCCGGCUACAAUGAAGUUGGAGAAGAAAACAACAUCAUCAUACUGUAUCCACAAAUUACUCCGAUUCCAACUAAUCUUAAUGGUUGCUGGGACUGGUUUGGUUAUACUGGCUCAUAUUUUGCUACGAAAAGGGGGUUUCAAAUUACAGCGUUGGACAGAAUGCGACGACAGGUUAUUGGACAGUAAAUGCUGUGUUUGAAAGUAU